AUGGAUGACUGCACCAGCCUCUUCUAUGACGACGACGGUGAAGCUCAGUGCGAUAUGGGUCACUCCGAAUCGAAAGGAGCGAAGAAGCGGGACAAGAGCGCUGGCAAUGGCAACGGGAAGCCGAGUCGCGGCGUGGCAACCUCGUUCGGUUUCCGCAGACGGCCGGCGAGCACCUCGCGUGCAGACGACAACGCGCGCCGAAAGCAGAAGUCGCACGACAAGAAUGGCAACGGAGGUUCCACUGAGGACUUACGACCGGAGGAAGUAUUAUCGGGCAGGUCCACGCCUCUCGCUCGGCCCCGAAAGGAAACAGCCGGUCAGCCACUUCGCACCAACAGGUUCGGUUUCAGGCAGCCGCACAGUAAGACGGCCAAGGUGGCCGACGUGAGCGUCGCCGCCGAGCCCGCGUUCAACGCACCACAUAAGGAUAAGGAAACCGCCAUUAAUAAUAACGCUUUAGAUAAAAAGAGUACAAAUCCCACGUGCAACAACCAGUUGCCGAUGGUGGCGACACAGGUCACUUCGAGUGGUGUGACGACUGUCAUCGGUGCCGGCGGGCUUCCAAAGCCCGUCACAAAGCAGACCGUUAUCCUAACAUACCAGACGCAGCAAUACGCCCCGCAGGAUGGCCGACCCAAGCCAGCUCCAAGGGGCGAGCAAGGAAACAUACGCGCAACAUCUGUUGCUCGGACAUCUGGUGAGGUGACCAAGCCCCCGGGCAAGUACACCUUCCAGACCAAUCAGCUGCCCAGACCCCAAUUUCCAGCUGUUAAGAACAUAGACCCGAAAGCGGCUAAACAGGUGGUAAACAACACUAGGAAGGCUGGCGCGACGGACGGAUGGAGGGAAGGGGCUGGUUCGGCAGUGUCGAGCGACUCCGGCGUGUGGACGGGCGGCGAGAACGGUGCCGGUGAUGGGUCGCCAUUGGCCCGCCGUCGCCCCCGCAACCUUGAAAUGGUGAUGCGGGACACGCACACCUUCCACCUCAGGGAGUUGCAGGUCGCCGAUCUAGACAUCAUGGACGAGGCGGUGGUCACCGGCCACGCGGUGAUACCGUUGCCCAAGCUGCCCAGCUCGUUCGAGGGUGAACUGUCCCCGGAGUACGAGGCGCCCGCCCCGGCGUACGCGCCCCCCUCGCCGGUCGCCAAGCCGGCCGAGCCCGCCGAGCCCGCCGGCCAGUCGCCUAUGUCGACUCUAGAGCGAUACAGGAACCGGAGCAGGCCCUCGAGGAUCCAGACCGGGCUGGAGUACAAGGACGAGGAGAAGUUCGUCCUGGAUAGGGCGCAGCCGGAGAAGUUCGACAAACAGAAAUCAUUUACAAAUCCCUCGAGCGGCGUGGUGUCUCCAACAACGGUGAACUCCAGCAAGGAAUCGAGUCCGUCUUGCAAGAGCGAGGAGAGCCAUUUCGGGAACAGCAGCGCCUGGCAAAGUCACGCCGCCGGGGAAGCGAUGGCAACAAGAUCACAAGAUGAUGUGUCGCUGGCCCUAAGUGUUUCAAGCUGCGAAGACGAGAAGUCUAAGUUGGACGCGAAGGAGAACCAGAAAGAAGUGGAGAAAGAAGUGCCGACAAAGACUAUCGUCAUUGCCGACGAGCCUCCACAUCCUCUCCUCAUGAAGUCGCUCACAUUGAGCCAACACGACUCUCUACGUGGCACCAUGAUGGGUUCGAUGACGAGCUCCAACUACAGCACGACGAGCACGUGCACAAACCAAAGCAACGACCACCACAACUUGACGCUCACGCUUGAAGAGUCCAAAUUCGACAUAUCUGCCUUGGAGACCUCCACGCAGAGCCUGCUGGAUGAUGAGACCUCGCCAGCGGACAGUCUCAUAUCGUCCACAAGCACUAGCGACAGCAACAACGACCUCCACGUGGACAGAGACGCCCCCUCCAUAUCCAGCGCCUACCAGACCGCGAACACCAAGACCAAGUCCCCGGACCCCAUCCUGGAGGAGGAAGACGUCGUUGACGGGGAGGCUCUGUCGCCGGUGAAGGAAGUCAUCGAGGUGGGCAGCGGCGGCGACAGCGGCAGCGGCAGCAAGAACACCACCCCGCCGUCCCCUGGCACUCCCACGCACGCCUCCGGCUCGCUGUCUCUCUCCGACGGGCGCGACUUCUUCGACGACGAGAUCGCCGACCAGCCCGCUCUGCUGUUCAGGAAAAAUACGGAUGGAAGUCCUUCAAUGAAAAGGGCGGAUUCAGACGCCGCAAAGCAAUUAAGGAGAUCCAAGGAACGUAUCAAUUCAAGCCCUCUAGCGCAAAGGAGUCGAAAACUUGGCGGCAGUCGCAACCCGGCAGCGGAACGCACGCCGUCCCUGGACACCCUCUCCAGUCUCGCAUCUGAUGACCUCAUGAUGGAGAACGACCUUGGCAACUCCAUCACCAGCCUGCAGAGCGUUGACGAUUACAUUGAACGGCUGGACAGUUCGCUGCGAAGCGGGCUCAACUCGCUGGACGAGAGGCAGCUCCGCCAAGAGCUGUCCUCGUCGAAGGCGACGGUGCGCCAGUGGAGCCAGCUGCUGGAGAAGAACAAUAUACUGGACAGGCAGCUGGCGGCCAUGGCGCAGGGCAAGCACGGGCCCGACUCGCUCACGGCGAGCAACAACAGUCUCGCCAGCGUCGGG
Molecule: messenger RNA, 2625 nt
Organism: Iphiclides podalirius (scarce swallowtail)
Lineage: Eukaryota; Metazoa; Arthropoda; Insecta; Lepidoptera; Papilionidae
Source: the annotation of a GenBank genome assembly